AUGAAGGUCCACUUUCUUUUUGCUGUUCUCCUUUGUUUGGUCCAAGUGAACUCAGGAGACGUUCCGCCUGGAAUUAGGAAUACUAUCUGCCUUAUGCAACAUGGGACCUGCAGACUUCUUUUCUGCCGUUCUGGUGAAAAAAAAGGUGACAUUUGCUCUGAUCCCUGGAACAGGUGCUGCAUACAAAAUAUAAGGGAAGAAGACAAAGAGAUAACAGAGAAGGAUGGCAGAUCUGGGAUCUAA
This is a messenger RNA of Cynocephalus volans (Philippine flying lemur), 243 nucleotides long. Its product is annotated as sperm-associated antigen 11A-like. NCBI's taxonomy places the organism in Eukaryota, Metazoa, Chordata, Mammalia, Dermoptera, Cynocephalidae. Bases 1 to 243 code for a protein of 80 amino acids. Gene Ontology annotation, biological process: antimicrobial humoral immune response mediated by antimicrobial peptide. The transcript is spliced from 2 exons. The record is from RefSeq and is a predicted model, not a curated record. Gene Ontology annotation, cellular component: extracellular region.